This is a messenger RNA of Frieseomelitta varia, 845 nucleotides long. It is a transcript of the gene eEF1beta, whose product is annotated as elongation factor 1-beta'. Gene Ontology annotation, molecular function: translation elongation factor activity; guanyl-nucleotide exchange factor activity. The record is from RefSeq and is a predicted model, not a curated record. Bases 118 to 783 code for a protein of 221 amino acids. The transcript has 3 exons. Gene Ontology annotation, biological process: translational elongation. NCBI's taxonomy places the organism in Eukaryota, Metazoa, Arthropoda, Insecta, Hymenoptera, Apidae. Gene Ontology annotation, cellular component: cytosol.
AUGGACCGUCAAACUUUUCGCUGUAUAUAGCUAUAUCUUCCGGCGAGAGAGCCAGAGGGGAGUUUAUUAUCGGUAACUUCAGUCAAUUGUCCCGGUUCUGCCUAUAAUUUCCCCGCAAUGGCUAUCGGCGAUCUGAAAACGGACAAGGGUAUCAAAGACUUAAAUUCCUAUUUAGCAGAUCGUAGUUACAUCGAAGGGUGGCAACCCACUCAGGCGGAUGUAGUAGUCUUAGAAGCGUUAGGCAAAGUUCCAACAUCCUCGAAUCCUCACGUUUUACGAUGGUAUAAUCACAUCAAAUCAUACGAUUUAAAGACCCUUCCGGGAGAAAGAAAAGCGCCUGUUAUCUUAAGUAGCAAUAAUUCUGCUAACGUGACAGCCGCCAAAAGUGAGGACGACGAUGAUAAAGACGUGGACCUCUUCGAGUCAGACGAAGAGGAAGACGCCGAGGCCGCCCGGCUCAGGGAAGAACGAUUGAAAGCUUACGAGGAGAAGAAGGCCAGAAAGCCGGCGCCUGUCGCAAAGUCCAGCAUUGUGUUGGACGUUAAACCGUGGGACGAUGAGACCGACAUGGAUGCCAUGGAGAAAGCUGUGAGAUCCAUUCAGAUGGAUGGUCUAGUCUGGGCGGCAUCUAAAUUGGUGGCAGUCGGCUAUGGCAUUCACAAAUUCAGGAUAAUGUGUGUGAUAGAGGACGACAAGGUCUCUGUAGACUGGCUGAUAGAACAGAUAGAAAGUUUCGAGGAGUUUGUUCAGUCUGUGGACAUAGAGUCAUUCAAUAAACUAUAAACGAUUGUUUCUGUCUAUUAUCUUUAUUGUAAACUUAAUAAAUAAUAAUCAUUGUUUGUAUA